Aplysia californica (California sea hare) is the source of this 2402-nucleotide messenger RNA. RefSeq lists its product as uncharacterized. NCBI's taxonomy places the organism in Eukaryota, Metazoa, Mollusca, Gastropoda, Aplysiida, Aplysiidae. The coding region runs from base 306 to 2051 and encodes 581 amino acids. The record is from RefSeq and is a predicted model, not a curated record. The transcript is spliced from 8 exons. Gene Ontology annotation, biological process: recombinational repair.
CUUUGGUAAUAGUAAUACAGUCAUGUACUUCCGGGAGUCCGGGAGGUAGGCCCACCAGAGAGUUUACAGUAAUACUAUUAGAUCUACUGUAAACCCUCUCUGGGCCUACUCUUGUCUACAUUCACCGAACUCCGGUGAAAGAUUUUAAGUCACCCACCAGCGAUAAAAUUAUGCCUGUUGCCUGUUGCAGCAAUGGUGGUAGAAGAACCAAAACAUAAAAGCGGCAAAUGUGAAAAUGCAGAAAUUGUAUCUCACGUUAAACUGUGAACGUGGGCGAAAUUCUAUAUUAUCCACCUAAUCGGAGAAUGAAUGCGUGCGGAGACAAGAUGUCUGGACCUUCAGACGCUCAUGCUGGAGGGAACAAGAGGAAGUUUCCUGGCCCUGCUGGCUUGUUAGUCUCAUCAUGUAUUAUGGAUACGCCCUCAAAGUCUCUAAGAUCUGACAUACAACAUGCCAGCUUCACAAGCAUGAGCACAGCUGAAGUGAGGUCACGAGAGAGAGAAAGUUUGUCUCAAGUGUCUUCGGAUCUUGUUUCUUGUCCUGCAUGGAAGGCAUUGCUCUACGAUCUGGGGACAGAUGCUCAAGCCACCAUUUCCAAAUUCGGUAUUAGGACAAUGUUGUUAAAGGCCCAGCGAAGACUCCUGCCCAAGGGGAAGAUUCCACUUAUUGUGGGCCUCGUUGACAGUCUGGACAUGCAGGGCCGUGAUGCGCAGGUGGUGAUCCGAGACUCCUCCGGGAAAAUGCACGGAUGUCUACAUCGAGAUUUGUUCAAAGAUUCUUUAGGUGCUAUUGAAGCUGGCUGUGUGGUUGUGCUGAGGCAGGUGAGUGUUAUCAACCCAUCCCCUCGCACGUUCUACCUAAACAUCACCCCUGGCAACGUGGUUUUUGUCUAUGCUCCUGACAGCGAAGGGGCCCGUGUUGAUAAGACCCUGUGGGAAGGUUCUCCUUUGAGAACGGUAGACUCAAAUGCUUCAGAUUCUGACAGCAGUAAGAAAUGUUCGCUUGUGGAGCUUGUUAGAGAAUGUGAGAAAGAACUGAGAGACUCACCCAGUCUUCCGCUCCGGUCUAGACAAUGUACGCCAGCCUCAUCCUCCUCCUCAUUCCAGUCUUCCCCAAUGUUCCACCCUCGAAACAAAGACAACCAUUCAUCUCCAUUCAGGUCUCCUAUGUUUCUGCCAAGAAAGGAAACACCCUCAUUGCUCAUGUCAAGUUCUCCAAAAUCACCUGCGGUUCCCUGCCCAAGAUUUCCUCUUGUGGCCAAAGAAGCAAGUGUUGCUGCAAAGUCUUUAUCCUCUCUGAUUACAUCUUCCGUUACUCCGUGGCACAGAACUGGUUCCCCUGUCACUGCUCCCCGUGGUGUUCCUUUGUCUGCGGGUCUGCCCAGCUGUGAUGCGGAUGUCUCGUCUUUCCUAGAGGACAAUGAUGAUGAGGAGCUACUGCUGCUUUGUGACAGCCCCGUCGUGGAUGCUGCUGCUGCUGCUGCUAUUACUACCACCACUGAAAAGAGCCACGUAGCUGCAGCCCGCGACAGUGCUGUUGUCUCUUCUUGUAGCUAUGGCUCUGGUUCAAGACUGGAUUCCUCUGCUCUAUCAUUGAUUUCGUGUGUGUCAAACUCGGUGAGAACGUCCAUCUCUACUGGCUUGGGUACAAUGUUGUCGACAGGUGCAGGCCGUGCUGACCUCAGGUUCCCUGUAAAGGAACCGCACAGAGAGGAGAUGACACUCAAGUCCCCCACCACCUGUGGUGCAGACAUCGUCACCAGUGCCUAUCCUCCCAAAGAGUUUCAACAGUCUUUAUCGCUACAUGGGAAAGCUUGUGGAGAGUUGUCUGCUCGUGGAGGCCCGGGCUCUAACGUGACUGGGCUCUUGAAGUCUUCGCUGCAGACAGCUGUGGGGGGAGACUCGGAGGACAUGAAGCGAGAUGGGAGGGUGGAGCUGGGAAAAGAUGUACAAUGGUCUGUGGCCCUCAAGACGUCUGCUCCUGCCGGUGAGGACUUCUGGGACAAUGAACUUUCGGAGGAACUAUUGUCUCAGCUGUCUGAAGACUUUUGAUGGAAGAUGAUGAGAAGAAAUGCUAGUGAGAAAAGGUUUUUUUAAACUCACUUUGUAUCCAUAUCCAGCCUCUGUUGAUGGAACGCCUCUCUUAACUGAGUCAAAACCACUGUUGGAUGGACACGUCUGAGUUAUUUUGCUCCAAAGCGUUUUGUAGCUAAUGCUUUGAGAAUUGCACUGUAUGCAAGUUUGUGGGAUUCGUGUGCUUCUUUUUGUAAAAAAAAUGGACUCAGACUGACAAAGUUAAUGUUCACCCAUAACAUGAGUGUUGGAUUCAUCUUUCAGCUUUGCAUUUAUAUAAAUAUAUUUACCUAAUGCUAGGGCCCUGUUCUGAAAAUCACCCCACGUCCC